Salvelinus fontinalis (brook trout) is the source of this 3853-nucleotide messenger RNA. RefSeq names its product syndecan 4 (gene sdc4). NCBI's taxonomy places the organism in Eukaryota, Metazoa, Chordata, Actinopteri, Salmoniformes, Salmonidae. The record is from RefSeq and is a predicted model, not a curated record. The coding region runs from base 173 to 802 and encodes 209 amino acids. Gene Ontology annotation, biological process: cell migration. The transcript is spliced from 5 exons. Gene Ontology annotation, cellular component: cell surface; membrane.
AAUCUGGAUUAGUUUGUAAAUUUAAUCAGUGACUGACUGACGUGUAAGAUACAAGUUGUGCAAUAGCAAGGUGAUAAAGUGGGCAACGUGAACUUUUGAUUGUGUUUUUGGAAUUAAAAAAAAAACAUUAUUUCAUUCCACGCUUUUUGUUGAAGAAACGGUCAAGAGAAACAUGCACAAAGUCUUCCUCGUGUUGUUUUUAUUUGGCUCCGUCUACUCUGAGUCGGUGCGGGAGACUGAGACAUGGAUGCCCAUGAAGAUGACCCAAGCCGUGUCGCAUGACGAGCUUGUUGCGUCUGGUGACGCCCCCAACGGCUCCGACUUUGGCUUCCCCGAUGAGGAGCGCGACACAUUUGACAAUGAGGAUGAAACGGAUGAUGAUGAAGACUUCUCUGGCUCUGGAGAUGAAGUAACUACUAUUACACUCAAGAAUGACAAAACCAUGACAAAGCCUGACAUGAACGACAACAAGAUCCCAGACCUGGACAGACCCCUGAUGUCCAAACCCACACCAAAUGAGAUUGAACAGGUCCAGAAGAACAAUGAAGUGUCCGUGCGGGGUGCUCCCAAACCCGAGGAGUACCCAUCAAACGUACUGAUGGCCCAUGCAGGGGAGGAGAGCGUCUUCAGAAAAACAGAGGUCUUAGCAGCUCUGAUUGCUGGUGGAGCAGUGGGGCUGCUCUUUGCCGUCUUCCUCGUCCUUCUGCUCGUCUAUCGCAUGAAGAAGAAGGACGAAGGCAGCUACGACCUGGGAAAGAAGCCCAUUUACAAAAAGGCUCCGACAACGGAGAUCUAUGCCUGAAGGCCACCUGCCUGCUCUCCAGUGCCUCUCGAAAGCAAACCUCUCCUCUUGCCUGCUUACUGUAAAGCCAGGAAGUCCCAGAGGGAGAAACCAUCAAACAAAAACUGCUUUUCCUAUUCCACCACAAGUUCUGAAGUGGUUCAUUUUGAAACGGAAUCAACAUUUUAACUGUCAGUUUUCCUAUUUUAUUUUGUUCUUUCCCCUACAGGAAAGAUAUUGGGAGAGGACCAUUUCAGCUGCCAAACAAUGCAGUACACCAUUUAUUUGUUUUAUAAAAAGUAUCAAUACUGCAGCGAAAUCUUGACUUUUCUCUCCCACACUGUUUUAUGACACUAACAAGGUGCAAUGACAACUUCACUCAGUGAGGUGAAAUGGUACAGAUAUUUAUUUUCCUCCACCCUACUCUGAACCUUGGUACCCAUACUGGUGCUACAGAAGUCUGUUACUGUAGCAUUUUCUUUUACAAUAAUUUUUUAAAAUAAUCCCUGUGUAGGGAAAUCGUGAAAGGUUCUGUUUCGAUUCAAAUGUAUUUUGUCAAACAGAUCAAGUCUGAAGUGAAUUCCAGAUUGAUGAAAGUAACUUGAUACAUGCUACCCUAUCAAUAUAGCGGGGGCCAAUCAACAUGCUUUUAGUCCUAGGACAAAUCGCUGUGUGAAUACACCCACUCCAUCCACAGACCACAAAAUUAUUUGUAAAAACGAGCAACACAACGACACAUACAUACAUGAUUGGUGAGCUCAGUUUUUUGCCAGACCUCAUCUCAGUGAUUACAAUUCUUGUAAACUAAGCUAUUUGAACAGCUUAUGGACUAUCGCUGUUGACAUAACAAUAAUUAUCACUGCACAUGGACUGUACGCUUCAAGGGAUCUGUACAUAGCCAUUUUAAUAAAAUUCUGAACUUGGAACUUAGCCAUUUCUUGGCAGAUGUUUAUUUACCAAAUAUUUUAUACUUUGUCUAACAUUACUGUAAAUGCUUGGAAUAAUCGGUUUCUUCAUACCUAAGAAGUAGGGGUGUAAUGAUUCCCUGAUACAGAUCGGCCCUGGUUCAAAUGUUUGACAACCGUUCCAAAUGUACAGUAGUAUGCAUGCAUCAGUCAAAGUCACUAAAUUGACAAAAAGCUAUCGGGGGCGGCAAUGUCCACCCGAUAGCCGGGUGGUAGAUGCCCAGUUUUCCUUAUGGCUCAGCUUUGGUGCCUACAUACACUAGACUUGUACGAUUUACACACACGUCAGCUGAGAGACCCAGCUCAUGAGCUCUAUCGGCAGCAGAUUUGAAUUUCGAAUGGGAAAUGAAUGUGUUUUAUGUAACCAAUGUUAGUGAACCGAAUCGCAUCGAUUUGUUCCUCUAAUCAAACUGAAUCGUACCGACUCGUUUCGAACUAAAACACAUCAUUCCUGUAUCGUAUCGUAGCCCAACUAUAUCUAGAUGCGUAUUGAAUCGUUGUGAAAGGGAAAGAUCCACAUCCCUACUAAGAAGCCUAUAGUGGGAAACACGUUUUAACUACCAAUGCUAGUACUAACUUUUUCUGUCCAGUGUUUUAGAAUACUUGUUCAAUUUAACUAUAAUUGUAUUACCUUUCAGGUUGGGGCUUUUCCCCCUCUUAGCUGUUGUAUUUGAUUUAAAUGUUUUAUAUACACUAGUUCAAGAAGCAAAUAGUUUUAAAACUUUUUUUUUUUUGUACAUUUUAAUUUGUUCCUGACUUUUAAGCCGUAUAUAUUUAUGUAUUGUAGAAGGAUUGCUAUGUAAUUGUUCAGGGGAACUGAAUUGAACCAUGUGUCAUUUGCAUGGGGAAAAUCUGCUGCUUUUGUCAUAAGAUAUGUGAAUCACCAAUUGAGUGGAGAAGUCAAUGAAUCAUUGAUUUCUGCAUGCAUGUUCUGAUUUAUUUGGAAAUAAAGCUAUUUUUAUGCAUAUUAACUAAAAAAAAUGGUUGGAUCAGUUUUUUUUCAGUAUUCCGGUGACAUUUACUAUCUACACAAAGAUCAGCAUGAGGUGUAAAUUCUGCCAGCUCGGUCUUUGUCAUAGAACAAUUUGCAUUGUUAUCGUCCUGUAUACAUUACUCUUUGUUGCCAGUGCAGUUUAAUCUGAUUAUCAACCCAACAAUAUAAUGGGAGUUGUUACACCAGAGCUUGCUUGCACAGCCUGUACCCUGACAAGACAACUUAGCCAUCAUGAUACUUCCCCGUACCUGUUGUCAUUUCUGAGUAUAUGAGCAGGAUGGCUGUAUUGUAGAACACUAGCUGUUUUGAAGUCUAUUGAAGAAUGCGCUCACCCCAAACUGGUGCAUGCUCUUCCCAGCAGCAUAGUCUGUAUCUUGAGACCUCACCAUCCUGAUACUUAACUUUAGUGUUGUAUUUUUUUUAGUACAGGACCGGUGUCUGAUGUACUUCCACCACAGGACACUAGCUGUUCUAUACGUCAUAGGGUGGACUUUAGCUCUUCCAUGAAUUGUAUUAUCAUGGAUCUUUGCAUGCUCUCUCAAAUUAUUGAUCUUAAUUGCAUGUGUGUGCUGUGACUUUGCAAUUUGCUGUGCUUAAUUGUAUGAACCUUUUUUUAAAUCUGUAAUUGGAGCAUCCCCUAACUAUGCUCUCUACCUCUUUUUAUAGCCUGUGGUGCACCUGUGUUUGAGUCACUGGAGUAUAAGAUGGAAGUUGUCGCUCCAAACUACAAAGGUCUGAGCUGCAGAGCUCUGGUUGAAGCAAGCACAUUGUGAUGUCCACCCUAAACAUAGGUUUGCCCUGCGUUCAGGGUUGUCGGCUAUUGUUUGUAGGUCUUGCUCAGUGUCACUCCUCGUACUUCCCCCAUGUGUGUGACGAUGGUGGCGCCGCCAGGUAGAUUUGUCAUAUGACGUGCAAUGUCAUUUAAUGCUCUUAAAGUGACAGUACAUGAUUGAUUUGAAGUCCUAGGUAUUUGUCUGGGCCGUGCUCAAGUCACCAUCCAGGUAUUUAAUGAACAUUGCUAUAAAUGUUUCUGACGUUUAAACAAAAUUGCCUGUUGGUUUUAAAUAUUGUAACUGAAAAGAUCGUUGUAAUAAAAUAUUUUUUUAUAAAGUG